CCCUCCAAAUCAUAUGACUCCGGUGCUCCAAUCCCCUCCAUAUCAUGUGACUCCGGUGCUCCAAUCCCCUCCAUAUCAUAUGACUCCGGUGCUCCAAUCCCCUCCAUAUCAUGUGACUCCGGUGCUCCAAUCCCCUCCAUAUCAUGCGACUCAGGUGCUCCAAUCCCCUCCAAAUCAUAUGACUCCGGUGCUCCAAUCCCCUCCAUAUCAUGUGACUCAGGUGCUCCAAUCCCCUCCAUAUCAUGUGACUCAGGUGCUCCAAUCCCCUUCAUAUCAUGUGACUCAGGUGCUCCAAUCCCCUCUAUAUCAUGUGAUUCAGGUGUUCCAAUCCCCUCCAUAUCAUGUGACUCAGGUGCUCCAAUCCCCUCUAUAUCAUGUGAUUCAGGUGUUCCAAUCCCCUCCAAAUCAUGUGACUCAGGUGCUCCAAUCCCCUCCCAAUCAUGUGAUUCAGGUGUUCCAAUCCCCUCCAUAUCAUGUGAUUCAGGUGCUCCAAUCCCCUCCAUAUCAUGUGAUUCAGGUGUUCCAAUCCCCUCCAUAUCAUAGUCAAUAGCUAAAGACCUCCAAACUUGGUGUGGCCUUCAGAUGAGCCCAACAACAGUGCGUAGAGAGCUUCAUGGAAUGGGUUUCCAUGGC
Molecule: messenger RNA, 633 nt
Organism: Staurois parvus
Lineage: Eukaryota; Metazoa; Chordata; Amphibia; Anura; Ranidae
Source: the annotation of a GenBank genome assembly